Molecule: messenger RNA, 2143 nt
Organism: Parus major (Great Tit)
Lineage: Eukaryota; Metazoa; Chordata; Aves; Passeriformes; Paridae
Gene: ANTXR1
Product: ANTXR cell adhesion molecule 1
Exons: 17
Coding region: 371-2041 (556 amino acids)
Cellular component (GO): membrane
Molecular function (GO): signaling receptor activity
Source: RefSeq, a predicted model, not a curated record
GCCACGAGCCCUCCCUGGGUUUUCUGAAGUCUUUGUGAGGAUUUGUGAGGAGGGAGGCUGCUCCUGCUCUCACCAAACAACGCUGCUGCUUCCCAAGAGCUGCCACAGACCGAGGGUCGAGCCCCUUUAAAAGAAAAAAAACCCAGAGAAAUACAGUAUUGUGCAUCUUGAAAUCUGAAACCAAGAAACAGAAGCGAAGGGGAAACAAGGGGGAAAGUCUGGCAAUUCCUGUGGACAACUGUUGCGAGAGGAGUUUUAAGGAAUUCCAUUUUCACCUUUUAAAGGUCUUUGAAUGGCUUUUGUGGGGAAAGCUGUGAAAUAAAGGAGCCUCGGAAGAAGAGAUUUCUUUUUCUCCUGCUCUCUGGAUAUAAUGGCCAUUGCAAAACAAAGCAUUUUGAGAUUUGGCUUCAAGUGUGUCUUCCUGGCAGUUUUUACCCUCACCUGUGAUGGGCACGGUGGGAAGAGGGAGAACGGGGGUCCUGCCUGCUACGGAGGCUUUGAUUUGUAUUUCAUUCUGGACAAGUCGGGAAGUGUCCUGCACCACUGGAACGAGAUCUAUCACUUUGUGGAGCACCUGGCCCGAAAGUUCAUCAGCCCCCAGCUGAGGAUGUCCUUCAUUGUGUUCUCAACCAGAGGGACAAUUCUGAUGAGGCUGACAGAGGACAGGGAGCAGAUCCGCCAGGGCCUGGAGGAGCUGCAGAAGGUGCUGCCAGGAGGGGACACCUACAUGCACGAAGGAUUUGAGAGGGCAAGUGAGCAGAUUUACUACGAGAAUGUUCACGGUUACAGAACUGCCAGUGUCAUCAUCGCCCUGACAGAUGGGGAGCUCCACGAGGAUCUGUUUUUCUACUCCGAGAGGGAGGCGAAUCGCUCGCGGGACCUGGGGGCCACCGUGUAUUGUGUGGGGGUCAAGGACUUCAACGAGACCCAGCUGGCCAGGAUUGCUGACAGCAGAGAUCACGUUUUCCCAGUCAAUGAUGGCUUUGAAGCCCUGCAGGGCAUCAUCGACUCCAUUUUGAAGAAGUCCUGCAUCGAAAUCCUGGCAGCAGAACCUUCCAGUAUCUGUGCAGGGGAGUCCUUCCAGGUGGUGGUGAGGGGAAAUGGAUUUCGGCACGCCCGCAACGUGGACAGGGUUCUCUGCAGCUUCAGGAUCAACGACACCCUCACCCUCAAUGAGAAGCCUUUCGUGGUGGAGGACACCUACCUGCUGUGCCCGGCCCCCGUGCUGAGAGAAGUUGGCAUGGAAGCAGCUCUUCAAGUCAGCAUGAACGAUGGUCUGAGCUUCAUCUCCAGCUCUGUCAUCAUCUCCAGCACGCACUGUUCCGACGGGACCAUCCUGGCCAUCGCCCUGCUCAUCCUCUUCCUCCUGCUGGCCUUGGCUCUGCUCUGGUGGUUCUGGCCCCUCUGCUGCACCGUGAUCAUCAAGGAGCCUCCCCCACCUCCUGCAGAAGACAGCGAGGAGGAAGAUGAUGAUGGGCUGCCAAAGAAGAAGUGGCCAACAGUGGAUGCCUCUUACUACGGCGGGCGAGGAGUGGGUGGCAUCAAACGGAUGGAGGUGCGCUGGGGAGAAAAGGGCUCCACCGAGGAAGGUGCCAAGUUGGAGAAGGCCAAGAACGCCAGGGUGAAGAUGCCAGAGCAGGAAUACGAAUUCCCUGAGCCCAGGAACCUCGGGAGCAGCAUGCGCCGGCCCUCGUCCCCUCGCAAGUGGUACUCCCCCAUCAAGGGGAAGCUGGACGCCCUCUGGGUGCUGCUGCGAAAGGGCUACGACCGCGUGUCCGUGAUGCGUCCCCAGCCAGGAGACAAGGUACCCCCAGAGCAAAGCCCCCCUCAAAGUACCCUUCCCCUGGGCCCUGAGGGUGGGCACAGCUCACAAACAGCACAGGAUUGCUCUGGGAGCAGCUCACAAACAGCACAAGGUUGUUUUGGGAGCAGCUGGUGGGGUUUGGCUGCUGUGGUUUCAAGGCUGGGCUCUGCAGGUGCCUGCACACACACCCCGGGGUCUCUCCCAGUGCUCCCAGUGUUCCCAGUGCACUGGGGAUAGAGGGGUUUGGGCAGUCCUCGUGGGCAUUGCUGGGGUUCCACACAGCUCCUUUGCACCAGGCCUGGUCCUCUCCAGCCUGCAGAAUCCCCAGUGCUGAGCCUG